This is a messenger RNA of Chlamydomonas reinhardtii, 1540 nucleotides long. RefSeq lists its product as uncharacterized. The record is from RefSeq and is a predicted model, not a curated record. Gene Ontology annotation, cellular component: chloroplast. The coding region runs from base 72 to 1046 and encodes 324 amino acids. Lineage: Eukaryota; Viridiplantae; Chlorophyta; Chlorophyceae; Chlamydomonadales; Chlamydomonadaceae. The transcript has 11 exons.
AGUGACCAGCAAGGCUAUGCACAGUCGUUUUCAAUAGUGUAUACUAUUAUAACUCUUAUCAUCAAGCCAAAAUGCGCACCCUUCUGAACCAGCCGAUUGCCAGCCGCGCGUUCGCGCCGGCCCGUGCCUUUGGUCGCCGCUCGAUGGUUGUUAAGGCUUCAGCAGAGACUUCGGCUCCCCAGGCCCCGGUGCCGGCCGAGUCGCAGGAGCUGCGCAACGCCGGCCCCGAGCCCAAGCGCUUCACCGUGGCCGACGGCCAGCUGGCCGAGGUGGCCACCGCCUCCGUAUCCGCGCUGCUGCGCCUGGGCAGCGGCGGCCUGGUGCUGGGGUACAACGUGUCCCUGACCGACGACGACGGCAAGUACGCCGUCACUCGUGUGGGCGGACGCAAGGUGCAGGAGGCCAGCGCCGAGGUGACGGGGCUGAAGCGGCCCGCUGUUCCGCUGGAGCUGUACGAGUUCGAAGGAUGCCCCUUUUGCAAGAAGGUGCGUGAGGCCAUCUGCACUCUGGACCUGGACGUGAUGGUGUACCCCUGCCCCAAGGACGGCCCCACCUGGCGCGAGAAGGCCAUCUCGCUGGGCGGCAAGAAGCAGUUCCCCUACCUGGUGGACCCCAACACGGGCGCGGCCAUGUACGAGAGCGACGACAUCAUCGCGUACCUGUUCAAGGAGUACGGCAACGGGUCCGAGGUGCCUCUGGCGCUGCGGCUGGGCGCCCUCACCACCAUCACCUGCGCGCUGGGCACCGCCGCCAGGCCCGGCCGCGGCAACUACUACCGCAAGAGCCGCCAGCCCGCCCAGCCCCUGGUGUUCUGGGGCUACGAGAUGAGCCCCUUUGUCAAGCUGGCCCGUGAGACCCUGGCCGAGCUGGAGCUGCCGUACCUGUACCGCACCGUGGCCCGCGGCAGCCCCAAGCGCCAGGAGCUGCUGGACAAGCGCGGCACGUUCCAGGUGCCGUACCUGGAGGACCCCAACGAGGGCGUGUACCUGUUUGAGAGCUCCGCCAUUGUGGACUACCUGAACAAGACCUACGGCAUCAAGGCGUGAACGGCCGCGGGCGCGAGCAUUGACGGGAGUGUUGAGUUGCAUACUGAAGAGUUUAUAGAGUUCUGGUGAGCCACGUACUGGUGAGAGGUGAUGCCGCCGAGGCAGGUGGCGGUUAGCUAGGUACAGUGAAGUUAGGCAGCAGGGAGCGUUCAGCGUGCACCUUCAGCGCACGCAUGGAAGCCAAGGCGCAUGCAGCAGGCAGGUGCAGCAGCAGUGCUGUUUAGGACGCAGUUUUGACGAGAGCGAGCAGUGACUCUGGCGCAGCAGACGGGUCCAGUCAUGCAAUUUUUGAACCAUGGGGUGCAACCCGCGUAUUGAUUUGUGUUGAGCGAUGGUGACAUGAGUAGCGGUCAAGCCGUGAAAUGCCGGGUUAGGCUUGUAAGGAAGGAAGUGCGGCGGAGGAGGAUCCGGCACCGGUGCAUGCUUGGCAGGUGUGGGAGGCCAGGCUGAAAUGGCAAACUGCGUGCGAGCGCGCAAGUAAAAGAUUGGGUUCA